AGUCGACCUCAAACAGACUUCAGAGCGGUACCAGUGGAGACGCAUAUCAGAGUAACUACUCAGCUAAUUGUAAUUGAAGUUAGAAUCAUAAAAUAGAUAUUACCAUUAGGAGUCAGAUAGAAAGGUAAUCAUACAGUAAGUUAAUACCGUAAGUACAAGUAAGUUAGAAUCAUAGAUAUUACAAUAUCAGGUCAGUCAGACUGAAUUAGUUCAUUGAUUGAUUGAUUGGGGUAAUCAUUGAUAUCCGGUACAGUUAGUUAAGAUGGCCGACUACGUCAACAAACAGGUGAUUGAAUUAAACAAAGUUAAUGAAGAAAACCGGAACAGAGCAACGAGGAGCGUGAAGACUGAGACCCAUCUCUCAGAUGGAAGACUAAGACUCUACAGGCUGGCUGCUGUGUGUUUUGGAGUGCUGUGUCUUCUACAAGUCACCCUCAACAUCUCCCUGAGGCUGGCUUUCUAUAACAGAGGCAAUGAGACUGUGGAGAGAGACCAGCUACAGACCAGUUACAACACUAUGACUGAAGAGAGAGACCAGCUACAGACCAGUUACAACACUAUGACUGAAGAGAGAGACCAGCUACAGACCAGUUACAACACUAUGACUGAAGAGAGAGACCAGCUACAGACCAGUUACAACACACUGACUGAAGAGAGAGACCAGCUACAGAAGGAAAGAGAUGAUCUCAUGAGAAAGUUCUCUAAUCUGAAACAAACCUGUCCUGAUGGCUGGCAGAAGUUCAACUCCAGUUGGUACUUCCUGUCUACUGAGACUAAAACCUGGAAGGAGAGCAGAGAGGACUGUCUGGAGAGAGGAGCCGACCUGGUGAUCGUAAACAGUGAUAUGGAACAGCAGUUUCUCUUAGGCCUCAAUAAGGGAGCCUGGAUUGGUCUGACUGAUUCUGUUACUGAGGGGACCUGGAGAUGGGUGGACGACACCCCACUGACCAUAAGGUGUGAUAGAGACUUUUUAACAAAUGACAUAUUGCUUCAAAUGUUUAUCAUGAAAAGUUUGUUUUCACUCAUAGAUGUCAUUCCACAAACACUAAUAAAUAUAUCUAAGAAACUAAGUACUAUUAAAUAUGAAAAUGCAAUACAACUAAAGUUAUCUUUGUUGGUCUAAGCUAGAUGAGGGUCUAUAAUUUAUGAUGAUGUUUUCUACCAGCGUCUGAUUAUUAACUUUGCCCCCUUUUUAAUUAGUAUGUUUUAUGUUAUUUGCACUGGUUCUAUGGACACUCACUAGACUCUACCCACACACUCACUAGACUCUACCCACACACUCACUAGACUCUACCCACACACUCACUAGACUCUACCCACACACUCACUAGACUCUACCCACACACUCACUAGACUCUACCCACACACUCACUAGACUCUACCCACACACUCAAUAGACUCUACCCACACACUCACUAGACUCUACCCACACACUCACUAGUCUCUACCCACACACUCACUAGACUCUACACACACACUCACUAGACUCUACCCACACACUCAAUAGACUCUACCCAGACACACACUCUUCACAUGCACUGCUGCUAUUCUGUUAAUUAUCUAUCCUGAUUGCCUACUCACUUUUAUCCCUACCUACAUCAGAAAGUAUUCACACCCCUUGACUUUUUGCACAUUUUGUUGUGUCACAGCCUGAAUUUAAAAUGUUUUAAAUAGCGACAUUGAAUA
Oncorhynchus nerka (sockeye salmon) is the source of this 1686-nucleotide messenger RNA. Its product is annotated as CD209 antigen-like protein E. The transcript is spliced from 5 exons. Gene Ontology annotation, cellular component: external side of plasma membrane. The record is from RefSeq and is a predicted model, not a curated record. Gene Ontology annotation, biological process: biological process involved in interspecies interaction between organisms. Gene Ontology annotation, molecular function: D-mannose binding; fucose binding. The coding region runs from base 263 to 1123 and encodes 286 amino acids. Lineage: Eukaryota; Metazoa; Chordata; Actinopteri; Salmoniformes; Salmonidae.